AUGGCCACGGUGGAGAGGCUUUUCUGUUUGUUGGAAGCUCACGGUGCCCGCCCGUCCGUGGAAGGGCUGGAUUGGGCCCGUGAGAACUGGAGUAACUGUCAGAGUGUGGCGGAGCAGAUUGUGGCCCUGCAGAAGGAGGCACGGGCCAAGUCGGGAAAGGGCAAAGCCUUCAUCUGUGCAGUUUUGGGUGCGUGUUUGGCCGCUUCAAUAGAUGAAAAGCAAAGCCAAAACGGAUGAGAGAAUAAAAUCAUUUCCUCCUUGCAGGAUCUGGUAGAUUCCCUGCAAGGGCAUAUUGUAACUUUAAAAGACGAAGUGGCAGAUCUUAAGGAUAGAUUAAAAACAGAACAGAAGUGGCAAAAGUGGUUUUUGAAGGAGGAAGAGUUAAAGCAAACAGAGCCUGCCUGCAUAUACCCCCAGGCAGAACUGGCAGCAGCAGAGGGAGCUGCUGCUCACAUGCGUCCUCUCAUUAAAACUGAAAUGCUGUAUGAGGAUGAGGAUGGCACCCCUGCCAUCACAACCAAAGAGAUACCCUUUUCUUCCACUGAGCUGGCCAAACUGCGUAAAGAGUUCACACGUUCGGCUGGAGAGUCUGAGGUGGAAUAUGUAUGGCGUGUUUCUAAAACUGGAGGGGAUCAAAUUAGGUUGACAGAGGCUGAAGCUACAGGCUAUUGGGGUGCUAAUGUGUUCCUAACUACGGGAAAUAGGAGUGGUCCCUGGAGCCUUACUCAGCGAGCAGCUUUCUGGGCUGGGGGCUUUGAUUCAAAGGAGAGAGGAGAGCCUCUAGUUCUGAGGGGAGGCAUGAAUCAGAUAAUGGAAAAUGUGCAGAAGGCAGCUUGUUUGCAAAUGGUCUAUGAUCGAGAACUGAAACAUCAUUUUGAAUCGCCCCUUUCUCUCUUGGUGGACCCAAAGCGAAUGACUCCUUUGGUCAGGGGACUUCCUGACUCCCUUAAGAUGAAAGGCAUUCAGCUUCAAAAGGAGAUAGCUGACACCCCACUUACCUCCCGAAUACAAGCUACUCUGAGGGAGAACUUAACACCCGGGAGGAACCAGCCCGAUGGCAGAUAA
Molecule: messenger RNA, 1065 nt
Organism: Pogoniulus pusillus (Red-fronted tinkerbird)
Lineage: Eukaryota; Metazoa; Chordata; Aves; Piciformes; Lybiidae
Exons: 1
Source: RefSeq, a predicted model, not a curated record